AUGAGCUUGAAAUUUACCACAGACCAGUAUUAUUCUUAUACUGGGUUCAAAGCUAGAUACUGGAUUGUCAUGCACGGUUGUUUUGAUUUGGUGAUAAAAAAUGGCUAUACAAUUUCAACAAACCUCAUCGGAUCUAACGCGACAUUUCAUUGCAUCGAAGGAUUUGAUUUCAGUGGUCACAAUUUUUCAAGUUGUUUGGAAAACUCAGAAUGGUCUAAUAUAAACGUUUCUUGUCAACCAAAAGACUGUGGAAUGCCUCAUCUACUAAGUAAUGGAAAGGUGUUGUUAAAAGACAACAAUUCAACGUAUGGAUCUAGUGCCCGCGUUAGGUGCAAAGAUGGGUAUAUUGUAUAUGGCUAUAAUGACAGCGAAAUAACUCUACAGUGUAUAGAAACUGGGAAAUGGAGUUCAGAAAACUACACGUGUGUCCCAGUGGACUGUGAAGACUGGGUGGAGUCAAAUACAACCUCAUCUUCUGUCACCUAUUCCAAUUCUACCAUCUAUGGGUCCAAAGCGUUUUUGAGGUGUGACUUAGGCUUUCAUAUUGAACACACAAGGGAUGUCUUCACCGAAAUUGUAACAUGUACUGCAAAUGGAGCAUGGAGCAAACGUUUCCCUCCAACAUGUGUUGCGAUUGGAUAUAUAGGAGAAAUAACCCGGCAUUGCUUGAUGGAUGGAACGUGGCUGUACCCAAUUUACAACUGCAUUCACAAGUCGAUAGCAGAAAUAUCGCAAGCGCUGCAGCAUCCAACAGAAAAAGACAUUCAAAUCAACCUUCUGAAGUUGUCAAACCUAACCUCAGUCACGCAUUCAAAUGGACGCCCGGCAUUUGGUGGUGAUCUGAAUCAAGUGACCAACAUUUUAGAUACCAUUGCGACCAUUGGGGAAAACAUUUCUGACACAACCGAACAGACAGAGUCGUUCCUGUCCGUUAUAAGCAACUUGCUAGAUCAACAAAAUGCAAAAUCCUGGCAAGCGAUGGAGAAUGAUACAGAACUGACACUGGAACGUCAAGGAGCAAUGAGGGUUUUGAAUGUCGUUGACAAAUAUGUCGCCUUAAUUUCUGAGGGUAUAGGGGACCUUGGCAAUACAUCGAAGACAUUCGCUGCUUCAAAUCUAGUUGUGCAUGUAGCAGGAAUAUACAACACAACAAAUGAUGACAUAUCGUUUCCUGGAAAUAACACUAAUUUAGGGAUUUCAAGCGCACUACAUUUGCCAAACAAAUCUUUGAAAGAUUCAAUGAAGUACUCGGCUGUAUUUUACAGAAAUUUGUCUGGCAUCGUCUCUGCUUCGUCAAACGAACACAGACCUUUGGAAAGAAGCAUCAACACCGAAAUUGUUUCUGUAAAUAUGGACAACUGGGAAUCUAAUCCUGCGUUUGAAAUAAUCCUUACGUUCACGCAUUUUGAGAAAAGCCUGUCUUUUCCAACCUGUUCGUUUUGGAAUAAAUCAGAGUCGGUUUGGGACAGCAGUGGCUGCGUGGUUAUCGACACAAAUACAUCUAUUACAGUCUGCAGUUGUAGUCAUCUUACCAACUUUGCCAUUCUAAUGAGCCCAUUUAUCCAGGAUAAUGUGAACACCAAAGCACUGGAUAUCAUUUCCAUUGUCUGCUGCAGUAUUUCGAUGCUGGGUCUGGUGCUAACAGUGGCGUUACACAUAUACUUUCAUAGAUGCAUGAAAACUGACCAUACACGAAUAGUUAUUCUCAUGAAUUUAUCGACAGCUCUUAUUUUGUCUUAUGCGUUGUUUCUGGGUGGAGUAGACAGAACAGGAAACAGGGUAGUUUGCACUACAAUAGCUGCCCUUCUACACUACAUCUACCUCGUAGUGUUCUGCCUCAUGCUCACGGAAGGACUGAACAUAUUCAUGUCUGUCCGUUUUGUAUUCACCACAAAGUCGAAGUUUAAGUGGAUCAUUGUGGCGGCUUGGAUUUUUCCAGCGGUGAUAGUAGGGAUAACUUUAGGAGCCGGUAGAACGUAUGGUUACGAAACUGAACACUUUUGCUGGUUGUCAGUAGAGAGUGGAGUUAUUUGGGCUUUUGUCGGACCAGCUCUUGCAAUAAUAACGGUAAAUGUUGUGAUCCUGGUCGUCGUUAUGAAGACGAUGUUUGGGUCCCAUGCAAUAUCACAAAGAAGUACAUUAUACAAAUCUAAAAUGGCAGUUAGAGGCCUUCUGGUAUUAUUACCAUUAACUGGAAUAACAUGGGUGUUAGGGAUAAUUUACGUCAACAAAAGCAUGGCGUGGGUGCAGUAUGUAUUUGCAGUGUGCAAUUCUCUGCAGGGGCUGGUUAUUUUCAUCUUUCACUGUGCCUUAAAUACACAGAUUCGUGAUGCUGUAUUACAAUGCAGAAAACGCAGAGAAACGGUUAUGCUUACUCAGAUGAAAAGAAACGAGAUAUUACCGGCGGAAUUAUGAGAAUACGAAAAGAGAUGAAGAAGAAGACAAUACGUCAGCUCCAUCUCCUACAAACAUAAACUUUAUCUUGUAAGCUUUAACAAUUUUGCAAAAUAAUGCAUGGGAAUUUAAAGCUGGAAGAAGAUUACACAAAGACACUUAAUUGCAUUGUAAUGAUUUAGCAAGGAAUAGAAAUAUAAGGGAAGGUUUGCUUCUCUCUUUGUGAAAUUUGCACAUUUUAGGUGAGCAUUUUUAUGUGCUAUAUGGGGCUGUAAAUGUUCGAAAGAACCACAUAGUUUUUUAUUGACCGGCAUUCAUUUGAUCUUAAUAUUUUAUAUGAUUGAUUACUGAACCAUGCAAGUUCGGAGACGCUCUGGACCGAGAUAAUAUUUCGAAAUAUCCCAUUUUUCCAACAAUCCUCUGCUGUAAAUUGUCAGACGCUUAAAGUUCUGAAAAAUAUAUUGUGCUUAGAUGAAACUGAAAUGUAAUAACGAACCAAAUGUAUAUAACUUAUGACAUGAAACUAGCCGUACUUUGUGACGUAGCUUUUUAUUUUAUAAUGUCCAAAAUUACAUACGGAAGGAGCGGGUGAAUUAAGACUUAUGAAAAACAUGUAUGAUUUAAAUCCUUUUAAAAAUCCUUACUAGAGAAGAAUUUUAAGAUAUUUUUAAGCCAGAGACACAACUUGGCACUACUGUGUAAUACUUCAGCUGUUAUGAAUCCUGGUUGUAAAACCCAGAAAUCAGACUUUAAUGAAUAAAAAGCCUAAGCGAUCCUUUCAGGCAUACUCAUACAAUACGUUUCUCUUUCAACGAUAUUUUUUCCAAAAUAAUAUCGGGAAGGGGAAGGGAAUAAAUUAAAAAUUAAUGUUUGAUUUAAUAAAUAUGGUAGGAACUGGCAAGUAUGUUUAAUUCAUACCCUCUUAAAAAUCAAUAAUGAGGUGGAAAUAAUCGAGUAGGUAACACAAAUAAUUUUUAUGUACCUUGUAUCCUUUUUUCACAUUGCUAGAGAAAAUCGAAUCGUUUGGAAUAUAGGACAGGUAUUUUUAUUUGGCUAAUGUCGGGAAAGAAACAAACUACCUCGUCUGUAGUAUAUAAUGCUCAAACAUAAAACACUGCCUAUUAGUGUGUAUCCUGUAAUCAUAAAUGUAUCGUUUAAUUUUACAACACAAUUGUA
Messenger RNA from Mya arenaria, 3570 nucleotides. RefSeq names its product adhesion G protein-coupled receptor L3-like. Gene Ontology annotation, molecular function: G protein-coupled receptor activity. The coding region runs from base 1 to 2415 and encodes 804 amino acids. The record is from RefSeq and is a predicted model, not a curated record. The transcript has 23 exons. Gene Ontology annotation, biological process: cell surface receptor signaling pathway; adenylate cyclase-activating G protein-coupled receptor signaling pathway. Lineage: Eukaryota; Metazoa; Mollusca; Bivalvia; Myida; Myidae. Gene Ontology annotation, cellular component: membrane.